Theileria orientalis strain Shintoku is the source of this 1791-nucleotide messenger RNA. RefSeq lists its product as hypothetical. The transcript has 3 exons. The record is from RefSeq and is a predicted model, not a curated record. Lineage: Eukaryota; Apicomplexa; Aconoidasida; Piroplasmida; Theileriidae. Bases 1 to 1791 code for a protein of 596 amino acids.
AUGUUUAAAUUUAAUGUUUAUAUCGAGCUUAUCACUGAAUAUAUCGAACUUCCAAUUUCAAAUAAUUUUGACUUAUUAUCUCCUGAGGAAGGAAGUAUCACUAGAUAUGCUAACAUUUUUGAAGAAUCCGACGAUUACGAUUCAGAUUACGAAUUAUAUAACACAAGUCGUGAUUCCUAUAGUGAUACACACGUUUAUAGUACUAGAAGAUUUUCUGGAUAUUCGGAUUUAGAUAAUAAUUAUUACAACAAUUACAAUAAUAAUGACACACAUAGUCAGAAGAGUAUGACAUUUUCUGAUAGAGUUAUCAAAGAAAGACAAAGAAUGAUUAGAAAGAAAUUAUUAUCAAGAUAUAAUGCAAAUGGAUCUAAUAUAACUAAUGAAAUUUAUAAUAAUUUGCUCCGUCCUCACCUUGCUGAAAUUAAUUUUACACUUAGUAAAGAUGAUUGUGAUUUAGAUUUGUACAAUCAGAUUUUAGAAAAGCAUAAGAGGAUAGCUAAUGCUUUGUCGGAUCAGAAGGAAAUAAUUCGUGAUAUCAAGUUUAAUUCAAAUCGCACAUCUGCCACAAACGAGAAACUCAUACAAGUGCAACUGGAAAAUGCUAAACUACUGUCGGAUAAUCAGGAGAAUAUUGAAACCAUCAAAAACCUGAAGAUAGAUAUCGAAAACGCACAGUCAGAUCUGAUUGUUGAGAGGAAACAGAAUGAGCAGCUGCUCAAGGAUAAGGUAGAGCUUCAGAACAAAAUAAGCAUCCUGUCGAAGGAGAACAGGUCACUUUUGACGUCGCAGGAAAUGAUGCAGAAUAUCCACAACAAUGAGGUCGAGGAGCUGAAUAGUAAAAAGGCAGAGUUAUCUUCGAGGAUAUGUGAGCUCCAGAACGACUUGGACUUUUUCCGAGAUAGCCUGCAGGAGUCCCACAAGAUGAACGAAAUACUAAGAUCUGAAAUGACGUCUCUCAUAGACGUUUACAAAAACGACAAGGACUCGCUUAAUAAGCUAAAGCUUGAGAACAAGAGGCUUAUGGAAAACAAUUCUAUUUAUAAGUCUCAAAACUACUCGCUGAUUGAGAUCAACGACCGACUCAGGAAAAGAACGCUGUUUUGCAACCACACGGGCGAGUUCAGCAACACUAACAGCAGCACUAUUACUAACCUCAGCAGCGAUCUUAACUUACAAUCGACACCUACGGCGUUUAGUCCAAACGCAAGUCACUCAAGCUAUGUCUCAGAAUCUCUCCAAGAUAUCCAUGCGGGCUCUGAUGAUCAUGUAAACGCGAAUGCUAAUCUCUCUGUAACAGACGUGCACAGUUUGGACCACUCAUUAUCAGCCGUAAGCCCGAAUUCAAACACCAACUCUUCUACGUCAACUGCUAUCGUAUCAAACUCAUGUCAUCUUGGCCUGGUGUUCAACUCCAUUGACGAUAAUUCCGCAUAUAUUAAAAACAAUGGCACGUUGAGCAACAUGGGAUCACCUUUCAGUUGUCAAUAUAAUGAGACAUCUGACUCUAUGGGCGUUGAUGCAAAUCAGAGCUAUGCCAUCGCUAAUUUAAUCACCAAUGACAAAAUCGCAAAUCCGACCACAAGGUGGGUAACUGAAAAGGUUUCCAGACAAUCGAGUAUGGACGGCCUCGAGAGUCUUCGAGAUAAGAUUAGGAGCAUUUCUCUCGAUUCCAAUGUUGAAAACGUAAACAUCAACGGCACUUUGAAGUGCUUUCAGAGCAACGUAACUAUUAACCUCAUUCAAAACAAGCUUCAGCUGAUUUCACAAAGACUCAAUGAGACUAUUGUAUAG